AUGACCGACGCCGGCUUCUUCCGCGGCACCAGCGCCGACCAGGACAAUCGCUUCUCGGACAAGCACAAGAAGCUGCUGAAGCAGCUCAAGUUCUCUGAGGCGCUCACCCAGAAGGUGGACAUCAAGAAGGUGAACCUCGACGUGGUGAAGCCCUGGAUUCAGAAGCACAUCACGCAGAGCCUCGGCCUGGACGACGAGGUCGUUUACGAGUAUGUGAUCAACCAGCUGGAGGCGGAACGCCACCCCGAUGGACGCAUGAUGCAGAUCAACAUUACCGGCUUUCUCGACGGUAAACGGGCGCGCGAGUUUAUGGACAAGCUCUGGAACUUGCUGCUGGAUGCUCAGUCUACGGAGGACGGCAUUCCGCUGGCGCUGGUCGCAGAGAAGGCCGAGGAGAUGAAAAAGCGCUCUGCCACUGAUGGGAACAACUCGGAAAAUGGAGGCGGCGGCGGAAAGUCCACCAACGGUUCACUGAGCUACGGACUGCAGGGCGGCGGUGAUUCAGCAGGCGAUAAAAUUCCCACUCCUCCACCGCCGCCCUCUGCUUACCAGCAUCGUGGACCGCCACCUCGUGACAGUGGUGCAGUGGAGGCCAAAAAGCCCUCAGAAAGGAAAUAUUCCGACAACGACUCUUCAGCGGACUCUGACUCCAAGAGCGGCAGCAAGCGCAAGCACAGCAAGUCCAGCAAAAAGAGGCGCCAUCGUGAUGCUUCGAGCAGCGAGGACGACAGCGGGGACAGCGACAAAGAGGGCGAAGACGGUGACGAUGAUCGGCGAGGAUCCUCUUCGAAGAAGAAACGCUCCAAGAAGCACAAGAAGCACUCUAAACAUCGCAAACACAAAAAGAGGCGCUCCAAUGAAGGCGACUCGGAUGGGGAGGACAGUUCCGGUGAUGAGGGCGGUGAGAAGAAGAAGAAGAAGAAGAGCAAAAAGAGCAAGAAGCAUCGCAAGCACCGCAAGCGAAGCGAUGACGACUCGGACAGUGGCAAGGAGGAGGAAGGCAAGUCUGCUGCUGCGGACGGAUCAGGUACGGCAGCCGCUGCCGGCGACUCUGACUCUCGCUCCGGCUCCAAGCGGAAGCACAAGUCGAGCAAAAAGUCGAGCCACAAGAGCAGCAAGAGCAAGAAAAGCAAAAAACACUUUUGGCUUUCAGUACGCUUGAAUGUUUGCAACGAUAAUCAGCGGAGUGAGUUUAUUGAAUGUUAG
Rhagoletis zephyria (snowberry fruit fly) is the source of this 1206-nucleotide messenger RNA. NCBI's taxonomy places the organism in Eukaryota, Metazoa, Arthropoda, Insecta, Diptera, Tephritidae. The record is from RefSeq and is a predicted model, not a curated record.